Molecule: messenger RNA, 2413 nt
Organism: Linum trigynum
Lineage: Eukaryota; Viridiplantae; Streptophyta; Magnoliopsida; Malpighiales; Linaceae
Source: the annotation of a GenBank genome assembly
AGAUAAUAAUAAUAAUAAUAAUAGGAGCUAUAUUCACGAAGACAUUGCUAUUUAUUAAUAUAUGGUAGGCUGAAUACAAAUUUUGCAAUUCCAUUCCCAAUCUCUGAUCGAGUUCAUCAGUUUUCCCCACCUAUAACCCUCCUUAAAUUGUUACCAAAUUCGCAUUAGAUCACAAUCUCUCACCAAUCAUCUCAGCCUUAUGGUUCUCUUUGAUUUCAAGUCAGACAAACACUUCGUUGCUUCCUCUGACAAAACUACCAUUCAUGUAUACGAGCUUACCAACCCUACUAUCCAUCCUUCCCGCAUCAGAAAGACUCAUUGGAGGGAAGUCGCCAACAUCACUCCUGCUCCUGAUCACCAUGAUGGCGACAAUGAGGACCAAAGCGAUCCCGACGAAGACGAUGCAGCAGCAGGUGAGGAGGAGGAGGACGAGUCGUACAACGGGCUGAUGUUCUUCGAUGGUCACGGGAAGAUCGAGGGACAUGCGGCGUUGACCAAGCUAGCCCAACACCUCACUCGCUUGCGAUUGAUAGUGAGCCCCCAAGGGCACAUUUUUCAAGAUGUUGCCGAGUUGGGGGAACACAGAGACUUUGGGAUUCACUAUCUCCGGUUGAAUGAUAUCUUCAACUGGACGGAUCACGGGGUUUGUAUGGCGAGCGUUACCAUGUGGGAUCGCGUCGUGUUAAAGUACACCAUACCAAAACGGGAGAAGCGAUCAGUGACGAGCGAGGAGGCGAGCAAGGAGAAGUACGAGGAGCUGAAAAAGAUGGUGAGCAAGAAGGAUGAGGAGAUAGGAAAGCUGAGGGAGGAGAUGGAGGAACAAGAUAAGGAGAUACAAACGUUAAGGGAUGCAACUGAACAACAUGAGGCUGAGUUGGAAAAAGAAAAGGACGAGGAGUUGAAAAAGAAAGAUGACGAGUUACACAUGCUUAGAAAGAGGAAGGAUAAGGAGGUACACGCGUUAGAGGAAGAGAAGAAAGAUGCGAAUGAACAACAUGAAGCGGAGCUGCGAGGGUUGGAAAAGAAAAAUGAUGAGGAGCUGAGAGAGUUGAUGAAGAAGAAAGAUGAUGAGGUACAAGUGAUGGAAAAGAGGAAGGAUGAUGAGUUAAAGGAAAAGAACAAUGAAUUGAAGACGAUGGAAAGAGAAAAGGAUGAGGGAGAAAAGCUGAGCAAAGAGAAGGAUGAGGAAUUAAAAACAUUGAGGGACGAAGUGAAGAAUUUGAGAAAUGAUGCUAAUAAGGGAGAUGAAGUCGGCGCUGCAAAAGAAGGUAAAAUCCUAGUGGAUAGUGAUGAAUGGCAAAAGUUAAAGAAGGACGAGAAGGAGCUGAGGCAAGAGGUAAUGAAGAAGGACGAAGAGAUUAAAAGGAGGUUAGAAAAGGAGAAUGAAGAUAAGGAAGCACUGCAAAAGUCGAUGAACGAGAAGGACGCCGAAUCCAAAAAGAUAAAGAAAGAGAAGGAAGAAACGAUCCAGGCGCAUGCAGCUGAAACGCGAAAUCUAAGGGUCCAGGUGUCUCAACUUAAUGACCUAGAGCAUCGUCGCAAACAACCAUGGCAAUGGACAGGUGCGACACGGUUCGUACUCAACGUGCACCACCGGCGGCCAGUGCCACCAGGUACUUGGUCCAAUGCGGUACCCAGUCAUUGUUACAAUUAUGAUCCAUAUGCCACGACGGGCGCCUUGCCGUUCCCCAGAAUAAAUUGGGCUAUGGUGGACGAAGACCCUAAAGAUUGGCCUCUUCCUCCUAAGAUUGGCGUAUCCUGUCAACCUGGCCAAUUUGACAAAAACAACUGGUGGUUUAUAAAAACAUUUCAUCCGGACGGGCUCUUGGCGAUGGUGGCUUAUUAUGACGGCACUCACCCUUGUUUAAACGAUCCCGGCCACUACACUAUCCAACUUCCCUUUCCAAGAAACUCGAAAUUUUCGACUGCCAUACCUUUCUCCCUGUUUCUGGUGAAUGGCACAUACAAGCUUGCUUUCGUCUACCGCGACUAGCUAUAUAGAGGGUGACCAAUCGAGAUUUGGUUGCUAGAAAAUUUCCGAUUUGUUUCAACUUUGACUUUUGUGUAUUUAUUUGGUGUGUGAUCGUUUGGAUUUCGCUGUCAGUUGUCACCUCCCUCAUCAUUGCUGCUCUCAGCGGCUGUCGGAGGUGGGUUUAUUUAUCUUUCUCUGUAGUUCAUACCAAGGUGUUUGAUUGUGAUAAUUUGUAUUUGAAUAGCCUUAGUCAAAAUCAAUUUGUUCAGCCUCAAAACUUCCAAUAUUUAUGUAAAGGUACAACUUAUUCCUAAAAAGUGACUGAGCGGUAAAAGUCUUUAAGUAGUAUUUUAUAGGGGGUGUUCAAAUUGUUACCAUGGUAAUUAUCAAACCAAAUAAGGCCAAAUUCUAUUAAUCAUGGAAUACAAUAUCAUAACCAAA